AUGAAUCGUCAUAGAGAUGAACUAGGGAGAUUUGUUAGGAGACCCGACACCCCUAGUGACAAUUCUUCUGAUACAUCCAAUAUUUCCUCUCCCACCUCAACAAUUGCUCAUAAUCCUUUCGCAAUGGCUCAUCAUGAGGAAAUUCAGCAGAGAAGUCUGAAUGGCUAUCUCCAUCCUACUCGUACUCCUACCCCUUCUUGUAUCAUCUUUCCACCUAAUAUGCCCAACUUUGAAUUUAAACCUGGCAUGAUUCAACUCUUGCCUAAUUUCCAUGGUUUAGAAAAUGAAAAUCCUUAUGUGCAUAUUAGGGAAUUUGAGGAGGUGGUAGCCACUUUCUAUAACCAAGCUAAUAUCGCGGAUACUGUGCGAUUGAAGUUUUUUCCCUUCUCUUUGAAGGAUAAGGCUAAAAGCUGGUUAUACUCUCUGAGACCAAGGUCUAUUGGAACAUGGGAUGAAAUGACAUCGUCAUUCUUCCACAAAUACUUCCCUAACCACAAGACCAAUGGCUUAAAAAGACAGAUUUCUACUUUUUCCCAAAAAGACAAUGAAACUCUCUAUCAAGUCUGGGAAAGGUUUAAGGAAUUGUUAACUCUUUGUCCCCACCAUGGUUAUGAAAAAUGGCGCCUAGUCAGCUAUUUCUAUGAAGGCCUCACUAUUCGUGAACGCCAGUUUGUAGAAAUGAUGUGCAAUGGUGAAUUUCUUCAAAAAGAUCCUGAAGAAGCCUUGGAAUAUCUCAAUGAGCUUGCAGAAAAAUCUCAUACCUGGACUGGUCCAAGUGCUACUGAAAGCACUAACCGAAAUCGACCAGCAGGAAUUUACCAAUUAAGGGAGGAGGACAGCCUCAAAGCCCAAGUUGAGUCCUUAACAAAGCAACUGGAGGCAUUUAAGACAAAAGGUGGGCAAGGACUUCAUAUGAUUGCCCGAGCAGAAACACAUGAGCCAUGUUUUGUGUGUGGAGGAACAGAUCAUUUAGCUAAGGAUUGCUUAGCUUUUAGUGAAAUGAGGGGGGUUUAUGAAGAGCAAUGCAAUGCCUUAGGGGCCUAUAAUAAGCCAUUCUCUCAUACGUACAACCCUGGUUGGAGAAACCACCCAAAUUUCAGCUGGAGAGAUCCAAACCAAGCACAAUCUUCUGGAGGGCAAUGGAGAAAUGAGCACCAGUCUCAACCAUCAAAAACUCAACCUACUCCUCAAGACAAUGCUCCUCCUCAAAGGAGUUCUCUUGAGAACACCCUUCAUUCAUUCAUGGAGGAGCAAGCCAAAAUAAAUCGUCAAAUGAUGGAAGAAAUCAAGGACAUGAAAAGUCAAUUUUCAAAACUGACUGGAUCCUUGGUUAAUUCUGAAAGAGGCAAACUUCCUUCUCAGCCUCAAUUCAAUACAAAAGGGCAACAUAUGGCUCAAACCUCCAACUCUAACGAUCAAAACGUUAAGGAGGCUAAUUCCAUCACAACUAGAAGUGGUAAAGCUUUGGAAGAUCCACCAAUACCAAAUACUACUUCAAAAUUUCCAAAUGUUGUCUCUGAAAGUGUGCUAUCCAAUGCUUCUGCAAAAAUAAAUCUUCCUUUGCUUCACAUCAUCAAACAAGUGCCAGCCUAUGCUAAAAUCAUCAAAGAUCUUUGCACUGUAAAAAGGAUGCAUCAUGUCAAGAAGACUGCUUUCUUGACUGAGCAAGUUAGUGCGGUAAUUGAACAAAAGACACCGCCAAAAUACAAAGAUCCUGGUUGUCCCACCAUAUCCUAUCAAACUGGGACUCAUGAAUUCAGCCAAGCCUUGAUAGACUUAGGAGCGAGUGUCAAUCUCAUGCCUUAUUCUGUCUACUCGCAACUUGGUCUUGGUGAAAUCAAGCCUACUUCUGUAGUCUUACAGCUGGCUGAUCGUUCUAUUAAGAAGCCUCAAGGUAUUGUUGAGGAUGUUCUUGUUCAAGUUGACAAAUUCUAUUACCCCGUUGACUUUCUCAUUCUGGAUACUCAAUCUGUGGUUAACAUGGAGUCAAAAAUCCCUAUCAUACUUGGACGACCUUUCCUUGCUACAGCUAAUGCCCUUAUUAACUGUAGGAAUGGUCUCAUGAAAAUAUCUUUUGGGAAUAUGACUCUCGAGGUUAAUAUUUUUCAUGUUGCAAAGCAACCACAUGAUGAUGAUGAGUGUUAUCAGACAUUUCUGAUUGACACGCUCAUUCCUGAGGAGAUUCAAUUGAAAAGCAAUUCUGAUGAUCUUGAUGAACUCCUCUCUUUUUCUGAAAGUUUGGGUUUUGAUGAGUCGAUUAAUGAAAUUUCUUGUUACAAAGACUCACAAAACGGAAGAACAAAGUUUUGGCAACCUUGCUUUGAAGAGCUACCUAGUGAAAGGGAAAAGCCAAAACCUUCUGCUGAAGAGGUUCCUAUUGUUAAGUUAGCCCAACUACCUGAGGGUGUAAAACAUGUCUUCUUGGGAGAUGGUGAUACCUUUCCUGUUAUCAUUUCAUCCAAACUUGAUCCUUCACAAGAAGGUGAACUUCCUUCUGAAUGGAGUUCACAAGACAGACGCAAGUUUCUGGUCGAGGUGCGCAAUUUCUAUUGGGAUGAUCCAUACUUGUUCAAGUAUUGUCCCGACCAGAUCAUGCGGAGAUGCAUCCCUGAUGAUGAGGCAUAUCGUACUACUUUCAAAUCCCCUCUUGGGAUGUCUCCCUAUCGGCUUGUUUAUGGGAAAGCCUGUCAUUUUCCUGUUGAACUUGAGCAUAAGGCAUAUUGGGCUGUCAAAGCCUUUAAUUCUGAUCUAUGUGCUGCAAGCAUUAAUCGCAAACUCCAGCUGUCUGAAAUUGAGGAGUUGAGAAAUGAGGCAUAUGAUAAUUCCAGGAUCUACAAGGCAAAAAUGAAAGCUUCUCAUGAUAAACAGAUCCUGGGAAAGCAUUUUGAGGUGAAUCAAAAGGUGCAUCUUUAUGAUUCUCGGUUGCAUUUCCACCCAGGUAAGUUGAGAUCGCGGUGGACUGGCCCAUUUGUGGUGAAACAAGUUUUUCCCAACGGUUCUGUUGAAGUUGAGGACCCAACUGAUGGGAGAAUUUUCAGAGUCAAUGGCCAGAGAUUGAAGCAUUACAUCGAGAGUGUGAGUCAUGUUGAAGAGGUCCUUCUUGAGGACCCUGUUUAUACACUCUGAGUUGUUUAUUUCUUUUACAUGUUUUAUUUUAUUUUAUUUUUCUGCUUUUCUAUUAGUUUUGUGUGUUUUCGUUUUUUGUUUGUUUUUGGUUUGUUUUGUUGCUAUCAGGUUGUUUCAAUUAUCGCCCCGUGGAUAUUGUCAUCUUCCAGGUGUUCUCUUUCCCUAUUUUUUCAUUGCAUAUUUGUUUUGACAUUGAGGACACUGUCUGAUUUUCGGUUGGGGGUGGUGAGCUCUGGUGAGCUUUCAUUUGGAGAAUUACAUUGUUGUGUUGAAUUUUUAAGUCAAAUUUUCUCAAAAUUUUCUAAGCAUGAUUGAAAUAUUUUGUUUAUGUUGGUUUUUGCUAUGUUUAGCUAUUAAGGAGUGAUUUCCAGAGUUCUUUAAUGCACUUUCCAAACAUGUGGUAAGAUGGUUGUUAACACAAAUAGUUGAGAAAAUUUUCAAGCUUAAAGUUUUCCAGUUUUUUGGUGAGUUGUGAGAGUUGAGAAAACGACUUUUUGAACUUUUAUUGAUCAUUUGAGUUGGUCAAAUCAGAUUUCUGGAAUUUAAACACAUGACAUGUACUGGAGGGAUAAUUUCAUUUGUUAAAAGAGCCUUUGUUGUAAUGUUAUUUUUCAUAUUUCUUUUUGUUCAUGUAUUUAUGUGUUGCCUCUUGUAAAAAAAAAAAAAAAAAAAAAAAAAAAUAAAAAAAAA
Molecule: messenger RNA, 3816 nt
Organism: Humulus lupulus (European hop)
Lineage: Eukaryota; Viridiplantae; Streptophyta; Magnoliopsida; Rosales; Cannabaceae
Exons: 4
Coding region: 1-3126 (1041 amino acids)
Molecular function (GO): zinc ion binding; nucleic acid binding
Source: RefSeq, a predicted model, not a curated record